CAUCCGCUCAGAAUGGACACACAUGAACUCAAAAGGGUUGGAGAGGGAGAUGCGGAGAAACACGAACCGGAUGAGAACAACGUUUGUUCACUCACUCUAGGUCCGGGGUUGAUGUUGGAUGGUUCCACGGUAGCCUCUCGUUUUCUGCACGUAGAGUUGGAGCUGAAUGUUCACCUUCGCCGGCUGUCGUUCAGUGAGCCGGUGCACUACAUCUACAACCCGCUGGAGUAUGCCUGGGAACCGCACCGCUGCUUCGUUGAGACGUACUGUCGCGGCGGACAGAGUAUUCUCUUCCUGGGGAUGAACCCGGGACCCUUCGGCAUGGCUCAGACCGGGGUACCCUUUGGUGAGGUAAACUAUGUCCGUGAUUGGCUGAAAAUCACUGGGGAGGUUGGACAUCCCCCUUCGGAGCACCCAAAGCGACUAAUCAAAGGCCUGGCCUGCAUUCAGAGUGAAGUGAGUGGCGCCCGUUUCUGGGGCUUCUUCCGCAAGCUGUGUGGUGAGCCAGAUGUGUUCUUCCGCCAUUUUUUCGUACAUAACCUGUGCCCACUUAUGUUCAUGGGUACCACCGGCAAGAACUUAACACCCCCCGAGCUGGUCAUUGGGGAACGUGAGGCCCUCCUGGCUCUCUGUGACAUGGCACUGUGCCAGGCUGUGGCUGCCCUUGGCGUCACCAUGGUGAUUGGGGUUGGCAGAGUGGCAGAGCAGCGAGCGCGGCGAGCCCUCUCUGCGGCGGGCAUGGAGGUACGGGUGGAGGGCAUCAUGCACCCAUCCCCCAGGAACCCGUUGGCCAAUAAGGGCUGGGAGGCAGUAGCCAAGGCCAAGCUGGAGGAACUGGGUGUCCUAUCCCUGCUGACCAUGUGACCUCUAGCUAAUCAGCCUCCAUGAGCGAAUACUGUAUUUGCUGUAUGCUGGCCUGGGGGGUAUAAGUUGUCCGCUGGCACAGAUCUAGGGUCAGCUUACCCUUCCCAAAUCCUGACCUUCAUCUUUAGGGAGAAGAACACAUCACCCAGGCCCUCUCACACAGCAGUCCCUGUUGAGCAGCAGUUGUCCCCCCCCCCGAGCUCUCAUGUUUAUAGGCCAUGCGAAGAAAUACUGCAUCACAAUUACUCUCCUCAGAUGCUGUUAUAUCCAUUACAGAGAAGAUACAUUAUGUCUGUAUGUACUUUACUGUGGUGUGUACUGCCUCACAGCAUGUCGACAGGUACUCAUCUCUGACCUUUGUGAGGACUUUCUGUAGCAUAUUACCUGGAAAUAGUUCCAGAGACUGUAAUGAAGAAAUGAAAACUUUUUAAAAUGAUAUAAUUUACAACAAUUAUAAGAUUAAGUAUUUUCAGGAUUACAGUAGAUACUGUAUACAGGUUUAGGAGGAGCUUGCUUUAGGUCUUUUAACAGCUCUGUUGCUAUCAGACUCUGGUGAUGUAACUGACCAGUUAGUCUAGAUUAGGUUUUAGUUUGUUCUUCAGAGUUAUUUUCACUGUUAAAUGACAAUGUGUUGUAAUUUGUUAACAAGAGAAAUAAGUCAUGUUGCAGUAGUUUUUUUUAUUUUCUUCUUUCUCGACAGUGGUUUUCAAAUUUGGAGUGAAUGUGGGCUAGUUUUCUUAUUUUUUGGCCCAUUGUAACAACAUUGCUAAAGCAAUGUUUCUCAUUUGGUCAAUUUAGUACAUGCUCAAGCCAACCAUUGUUGCUUGGCUGAUGCUUUAUGCAUGCGAAUGCCCUGCCCUUACCUGUUACAUCUUAGCAGGUCCUCUUGAAGCUAGGGGGCAGAAUUUUUAUAUUUGGAAAAAAAACGUUCCCACGGUAAACGGACUAUUUCUCAGGCUCAUAUUAGAAUAUGCAUA
Molecule: messenger RNA, 1841 nt
Organism: Salvelinus namaycush (lake trout)
Lineage: Eukaryota; Metazoa; Chordata; Actinopteri; Salmoniformes; Salmonidae
Gene: smug1
Product: single-strand-selective monofunctional uracil-DNA glycosylase 1
Exons: 3
Coding region: 13-864 (283 amino acids)
Biological process (GO): base-excision repair
Molecular function (GO): single-strand selective uracil DNA N-glycosylase activity; oxidized pyrimidine nucleobase lesion DNA N-glycosylase activity
Source: RefSeq, a predicted model, not a curated record